This is a messenger RNA of Ambispora leptoticha, 1857 nucleotides long. The record is from the annotation of a GenBank genome assembly. Lineage: Eukaryota; Fungi; Glomeromycota; Glomeromycetes; Archaeosporales; Ambisporaceae.
AUGUCUUCUGUUUCGGACGUUCGUCAUAAAGGGGAAACUAGCAUCCGGAAUAGCGAUAACGUAGAAGAGACACCGCCAGAAGGCAUUCAAAGGCGGUAUACAUUUCACGAAGUAACUGCUAUUGCUCAACAAGUUCAACAUGUUCAACAUGUCAAGAACAUUCAAAAAGUCUACCGCAAUCACCGAGCAACACGUGAAAGAGAAGGCAAAAUUGUAUCAGCAAGGUCUCGUGAACGUUUAUCACAUUAUGAGAUAGUUAAAAAAUGGAAGCAAGUUGUAGCUGAAGCUGUUGAAAAAUCUGAUCUAUCGUUGGAAUUGAAAAGUUUAAUGCAAGAAUUGGUGGAAUCUGAUUCUUCAUUAUCAGAUUUGAAAAACAAAUUGCAAGGGUUGGUAGAAGUGGCGGCGCAGAUUGGAAAGGGGAGUGAUCAAAAAGCUCUUUGGUUAAUCUUGGAUAACGAGCAUUGGCUGGAAAUAUAUGAUGAAAAUCAUCGAUAUGGUGCAAAUUUGAAGGUUUAUCAUGAUGAAUGGUUGAAAUCUAAAACUUCUGAAAAUUUUUUCUAUUGGUUAGAUGAAGGAGAAGGUUCCACUUUAAGUCUUUCAGUAUCGCGUGAAGAACUAAACAAACAAAAAGUCAAAUAUCUCACGCAAACGGAACGAGAUGAACUUAAAGUAAUUAUUAAAGAUGGUCUUUUAUACUAUGAAGCCACUGGUGAAUUAGUACAUACAAAUCCAAGCACCAGUUAUCUAGAAAAGCAUGCUCAGGACAAAGGUUAUGACUUGAUAGAAUUAACGGGUAACUUGGAAAAAAAUGGAUCCCCAAAUGAAGAAAAUCCAGAUUUGGGUGUUGGAAACAAAGACAAGAAUCGCACGGACAAAAAAGAUGUUGAUGCGCCAUUUCUAAGUGUAGGAUCAAAGGGAGGAGAGGACGAUAUGUCAAUGAUAAGUCACGAUUCAGGUGGAGAAUUAAAACACAAGUGGAUCUAUGUAACAGAUUGUAAAGAUAAUUUAUAUGUUCAUGAAAAAAUCAAAGGACAUUUUCAUCAUUCAUCAUUUCUUGCUGGUGGAGCAAUUUGUGCAGCUGGGGGAAUCAAAGUUUAUCAUGGAAAAUUACUUGAAAUAAAUCCGAAAAGCGGCCAUUAUAAACCAGGAGACAAACAUUUUGAAGCGUUGGUAGAACAUUUAAAGGGUAAAGGACUGGAUACCACCUAUACUGAGAUCAUUAAUCCAAGUAAGAUACUUGAAGAUAAAUUAAAAAAUAAAUACCAUUCCAAACUUGUGGCUCACGUCAAAAUGAAUUUUGACCUGUUUAUAAAAAAUGUUGAAACGGUUGCAUCUAAGAGAAUGGAUGAGUUUGAUCGUAUUGUCACGAAAGCAGAAAAUAAAACACUUAAAAAAUUCCAAGAGUUUACAACGAAAGAUACCACAAAUCACGAAAAAGAAAAUGGGGCGAAAAGAAAAGAAAAAGACGAAGAAAUUAUUCAUGAAAAUAUUGUAAUUGAGUCGAAAACAGCCACCGUUACUGCCACAAUGGCAAUGACGGAGGAGACGACGGCGGCGACGACAACAAUAACGACAAAUAUUACAAACGGUAAUAACACGGUAAUAAAGGAAGAGGAGAAAAAGGCCAAAAGAUCCAGUGGUUUUGCAGAGUUUUUUGCACAGGUUUCUACAAUUUUCGGAAAAGAAAAAGACAAAAGUGCAAAAAAUAAUAACGUAAAUCAAAAUAACUCCCAAAACAUCCUAGAAGAUGAAAUUUCAAAUCAUUCAAGUCAUUCAAAUCGUUCAAGAGGAAAACAAAAAAAUUCCUUGCUUUCUACCCUUUUUGUAAGCUCUCGUCACGAAGAACGAAAACAAUAA